CAGAAUAUGCCCUAGCACUAGAAGUACUCCUGGGUCCAACAUAAAAGAAGCCUCACAGCCUCAUCCAGGCAAGUUGGGUGUGGUGGACGGACAAACUCACCUGGGAGGAAAGGAGAAGAAGCAAGUGAGCAAGCAAGCAAGAGAGAAAAGAAUCUGAAUUGGUGAUUGAGAUUAUUAAAGAAGCCUUUUGCAAGGUUCAUAAUAGCUAGUCUCAUGUGAAUGCCAGAAUAAAAAAAAAGAGAGAGAAGUGAAAGAGACAGAAGUGUGCUGACAAGCCAGCUAGGAGCUCCCACAAAACCGUACAGCUGGCACAAGAAACAGAGCGUGCGUCAGCAAAGAAGGAAAUGGAACCUGAGUGUCAGCAAGAAGAGGCCAGGGUUUUCAGAUGAGAAGUGCACAGUGAAGAAUCCCAAAAGUUUGGAAAAGGGGAACAUGCUGCACUGUCCCUUCCAAGCCGUGAUAGAUGUCACUGCACAACAAGACAUUUUAUAAUACGACUACUACUCCUGCAACACUAUCUAAUGGCACAGAGAAACACAGCAUGAAUGGUCAUUUUCAGUUAUACCUAUUUGGCGCUUUCGGGAUUGCCACAGUCCUGGCAAUAGCCCUGCUCUUCGUACUGUACUGUAAAAAGUACCGGCAUUUAUACCAAGAGCUAAAACAGCUCCAACAUGCCAACAAACUCACUCAAGUUUCCAACGACAUGUCCCAUGAAAAUGUGCCGGAUGCCUCUGUGCAUUGCAUGCGUUACCAGGUUGAGAUGGAAUCUAUAACAAGUGGCACCUUACACAGGGAAACAGAGCCACAUUACAACAGAUCUGUGUGGAAGCCUCCAGCAAUGGCUCCAAGGUUCACAGUAAAUGACCUCUCCUUGCUCCAAAUCGUAAAGGCUGGGAAGCUGGCACUGUUUUACAAAGGGAAGCUGAGUCGGGGAACAUGCAAAGGACAUAAAUUCACCACCUGCAAGAUCUUCAAAGAAGGAGUCUCCUUGAAGACAGUAGAAAAUGAGAUUGCAAUCAUGAAGAAGCUAGGACAUCACCAUAAUAUACUACAGCUGCUGGACUGGAAUACCUCCAGAGAGCCCUAUGUUUUUCUAAUGGAGUUUGUAAACCAAGGCACACUGAAGAGUUUCCUCCAGCGGUACAAGGAGCCACUGAGUUCCAGCAAAGAUUCCCAGCACUUGCUCAUGGUGGCAGCCUACCACAUUGCACUAGCAAUGGAAUACGUUCGCUCCAAAAUGGUGGUUCAUGGUGAUCUGGCCUUAAGAAACAUCCUUGUUGGCCGCUUUCCUCAAGAGUGCAAGAUCACUGAGUUUGGACUGGCCAAAAACUUCUCUCGCAUGAAGAGCCGGCGAAGCAGCCACAAGAGGCAAAAUAUGGACCAGGUGCCUCUUCGGUGGUACCCUCCAGAGUAUUUCAAACACAACUACUACAGUUUCAAGGGGGAUAUCUGGGCCUUUGGCAUCUUUCUUUGGGAACUGCAUACAUAUGGCUGUCUACCUUAUGACCAUCUGCACACGUCAGAGGACGUGGUAUUCCACGUCUGUUCUGGAUACCGGUUGAAGAAUCCUGAAAACUGUAAAGCUGAAGUCUUUCAGAUAAUGCAGGAAUGCUGGAUCACGUCCCCAACUCUACGCCCCACCUUCUCUAGUAUAGUCAAGACUUUGGAGGACAUCCUGGAGAUGGAAGCAGACUAUGUGAAGGUGGACAACAUGCCGAUGGAAGAUGAUAUGGAAGACUUGGAUUCAUAGACCAGAGAGCAAACAAUGGGGACCACUCUGCUUGUGUUGGGAAUGCACGAGGCUUUGAAAGGUCAAGUGCUGGCAAUGAGUCAAAAGACUGCAGUCGCUCUGGACAUGGGCCACCACCAGACUUUAUCGCAGUAACAGCGUGAGAUUUCAGUGCACCACUUAAAAACUGUUGACUCGCUCCUCAAAAUUAGGAAUUCAUACCUGUUCAUUACAGUGAACAACAAGAUGCAUUGUAUGCACUCUUUGUGAAAUCCAAAUGGUAUAGUCUCACUUUUUGUUGAUCCUUGGUCAGUGGCUACCUAUCUUCUCUUCACUCUGACCGAGUCCCUGACCGUAAGUAGCCAGUUGAUGUCAUUUUAUUCUUAUUUCAAUUGCUGUACCUUACUCUUUGUCCACCAGUCUGCUACAAAUGUCACAAGUCAAAUAUUUUAAAAAGAGACAUUUAUUUGCUUUCCUACAAAUGGAACAAAUCAACUGGAUAUUGGGGCUGAACGUACAGUGACAUAAGCUGAAAAAGCAUAGGCAGAAGUGUGAAUUCAACCAGGCACCCAUAUUUUCACAUGAUUUUCAUUCUCAGAUUUUGGCAGUGAUGUUAACACUGAGGCCCUUAAACUGUCUGUUAACACUUGUGGCUUAUUUUAAAGGUGUUUGUCAGUUGUGAUUGCACUUGGAACUGUACAUGAAAUCAAAACUGCAUAAACAGUCAGAACUGUAUCCCACUUGUAUUAUGAGACCCCAUCUAGCUUGAACUGACUAAGUCAUUUGCACAUUUAAAGAAUAAAACAUCUAUCCAAAAAUGAA
Molecule: messenger RNA, 2551 nt
Organism: Polypterus senegalus (gray bichir)
Lineage: Eukaryota; Metazoa; Chordata; Cladistia; Polypteriformes; Polypteridae
Product: tyrosine kinase receptor Cad96Ca
Exons: 13
Coding region: 464-1750 (428 amino acids)
Biological process (GO): cell surface receptor protein tyrosine kinase signaling pathway; protein phosphorylation; multicellular organism development
Cellular component (GO): signaling receptor complex
Molecular function (GO): ATP binding; transmembrane receptor protein tyrosine kinase activity
Source: RefSeq, a predicted model, not a curated record